Phoenix dactylifera (date palm) is the source of this 980-nucleotide messenger RNA. The record is from RefSeq and is a predicted model, not a curated record. Lineage: Eukaryota; Viridiplantae; Streptophyta; Magnoliopsida; Arecales; Arecaceae.
UCUACACCAUUCUAACGUAUCCUCCGUGAUUUCAGUGGGCCAACGUGACAUACCUUCUUCGAAAUAUCCUCCGCUGCUGCUAACAAUGCUACUGCCUCAUCCUCCACCCUGCUAUAUAUCUUCCAAGGUCUCAAUUUUCUUAGUUUGAGUCACCACCAUCGCCUUCUCCACCCUUCCUCUCUAUCUCUCUAAUUCCCAUCUCUAAGUAGAUAAGAUGUCGUUCAAGGACUGUGGCGACUACGGCGGGUACUGGCCAUGGCGGCACAAGGUGUUCCGCCGCCUGUUCGCGUGCUUCCUGUGCCUCAUCAUCCUGGUGCUCUUCGUGAUCCUGGUCAUCUGGCUGGUCCUCCGUCCGUCGAAGCCCGAGUUCAACCUCCAGGACGCCACCGUCGUCAAGUUCGACCUCUCGGAUCCCAAUUCACGACUCUCCUCCAUCGUCCAGAUCACCAUCUCCUCCCACAACCCCAACGACCGCAUCGGCAUCUACUAUGACCACCUCGACGUCUACGCCGACUACAAGGGCCAGCAGAUCACCGCCGCCACCGUCCUCCCCACCGGCUACCAGGGCCACAACGACUUCAGCGUCUGGUCCCCCUACCUCUACGGCAACGCCGUCCCCCUCGCCCACUACCUCGCCGUCGCCGUCGACCAGGACGAGUCCGCCGGAUUCAUGCUCAUCUAUUUCAAGAUCGACGGCCGGCUCCGGUGGAAGGUCGGCACCUGGAUCUCCGGCACCUACCACAUCGACGUCAACUGCCCCGCCUUCUUCACCGUCAACUCCACCAAGGAAUUCCAGUUCCAGAAGACCACCUCCUGCAGCGUCGACGUCUGACGGCGACGGUGACCUUCUUGUCUCCACCUCCUCUUCAUAUCUCCUCCAGCGAUUGCACCCAAAUUAGUCAGUGUUUGGUGUAGCCCGGGGUAAGAAUAGCCAUGCAAGUAAAAAUUAAUUAAUAUAGGGAGGGAUAAUAAAUACACUU